This is a messenger RNA of Naegleria fowleri, 1410 nucleotides long. RefSeq lists its product as uncharacterized. The record is from RefSeq and is a predicted model, not a curated record. The coding region runs from base 1 to 1410 and encodes 469 amino acids. Lineage: Eukaryota; Heterolobosea; Eutetramitea; Acrasida; Naegleriidae. The transcript has 2 exons. Gene Ontology annotation, molecular function: protein binding.
AUGCCAUUGACUUCCAACAUCAACCAACACCAUCACUAUCAUCAUCAACUUCCAGAUGAGCUCUGGAUUGACAUUUUCAUGUAUCUCACUGAUUCUCUUUCCUCCAUCUUUAUCCAUGUUCCACUCACUUGCAAGAGAUUCUUCCGAAUUAUUUAUCAUAUGGAUGAUAAUUUUAAACAAUUCAUACCUUCCAAUCAUCAUCAAGCCUUCGAUCAUCAUCAAGUGUCUUCUUCCCAGACCACCACAACCACCACCACUACCAAUAACAGUCUGGUUUCAAAAGUGGAACGCAUAUUCUUAAACACUUUCUUCAGAAAAGGAUCGACCUCCACAAGCACCAUCACGACAGAUCAUUCUGUUCUUCCGAGGAGGAGUGAGGAGGAGGAGGAUCAUCACCAACAUUCUGAAAUAGCAUCCACCGCUCUACUCCAUCACGAUGAAUGGUUCGUUGAUUCGGAUACAACUCGAGUGAAUGAACCCUUGUACAAGUUAUUACUUGAGUUGUAUAGUUUGAAUAAUUUUGAUCAGAAUGAUGAACACUCGACAACAACAUUUUCAAAUAAUACUCAUGCCAACAACAUGAAACAACAAUAUAGAUCUUACAGAACUUGUUUUGAAAUUUUCAAAUUAUUUGGUUUUACAAUGAAUAAUUUAUUUCGAAAAGAGUUGUGUUACAGCGGAACCAUGAUCACCAAUUUGGAGGCUUACAAAAAUACAAAGACUGCCUCUCCUUCGAUGCAAGAAUCUCUUCCAAGUGGAAAUACAGUAGUAAUGACAGAAAAUUUUGGUUCCUCCUCAGCGGGUGUGAAUGUAGUGAAUCGACCCAUGAUGUACAAUUCAGGAAUUCAUUAUUUUGAAUUUAUUGUACAUAAGAGUGGACAGUAUGACAAUUUCUUGAUUGGAAUUGUGUUAACUGAGAGAUUGAACAUUGAGAAUUGUAAACAGGUAUCGGGAGAAAAGCUUGAAGAUCGGUUUAAUGUUGAUGCAGAAUAUAGUUUUCAGUUCAGAGAUUAUCUUGGAUCGUUAAACAGUUUUAGUAUUGCAAUUUAUGAAGAAGGAAAUUGUGUUUAUCACAAAUCUCACUCAAUAUAUAAUUGUAAUCAAAAGAAACAGUAUUGUACUGUCGAGGAUGAGAAUAUUGUGAAAGCUAAUGGAUAUGUUAUUGGUGUUUAUUUGGAUACGAAAAAUUACAAAAUUGCAUUUGCGAAAAAUGGAGCAUUUGUUUCAUCGAUGGAUUUUUCUCAGAAAAUGAUUGAUCAUCCAAGGUAUGAGGCAGGUCAGCUUGCUUUUUAUCCUGCCUUAUCUAUGGGACAAACAAACGAUGCUUGUACCUUUUCUACCAAGAUGUCUCUUCAGAAAUGUAGUGCCAUCAGACGUGCUGUCAAAGAACUCGUAUUCGAAAAAAAGUAA